CUGCAGGGCGUUGCCGUGGGAAACGGGAUGUCCAGUUACGAGAUGAACGAUAACUCUCUGGUGUUCUUUGCCUACUACCACGGCCUGCUGGGAAGUCGUCUGUGGGCGGAGCUUCAGACAUACUGCUGCAGCGACGGGAAGUGCAACUUCUACAACAACCCUAACAAGAACUGCUCCGCCAGCCUGUCAGAGGUCCAGGACAUCGUCUACAGUUCAGGACUCAACAUGUACAACCUGUACGCCCCCUGUCCAGGUGGAGUCCAGCAGAGAGUCAGUGUUGAGCGAGGCGAGCUGGUGAUCAGAGACCUGGGUAACUCGUUCAUCAACCAUCAGUGGACUCAGCUGUGGAACCAGAAGUUACGAGGUCUGGCGUCUCAACACCUGUCCGUCCGUCUGGACCCGCCCUGCACUAACUCCACCCCCUCCUCUCUCUACCUGAACAACCCGUACGUCAGAGCGGCUCUGCACAUCAGCCCCAAGGCUCUGGACUGGGUCAUCUGCAGUUCUGAGGUGAACCUGAACUAUGGUCGUCUCUACCUGGACGUCAGGAAACAAUAUCUGAAGCUGCUCUCUGCUCUGGUCAGUGAACGCAACAUACCUGUCCUCCUCCUGUCCUCCACUCUACCUGUCCUCCACCUGUCCUCCACUCCACCU
Molecule: messenger RNA, 654 nt
Organism: Epinephelus lanceolatus (giant grouper)
Lineage: Eukaryota; Metazoa; Chordata; Actinopteri; Perciformes; Serranidae
Source: RefSeq, a predicted model, not a curated record